CGACAUCGCCAUUCAUCCAGUUUUGACAUGGCGAGGAAACGCAACAACCGCCGUGGAGACGACUCGGACGACGAGGCUGUCCCGGCCGCCGCCGCCCCUGUUGAGGAAACGACGAAAGGAGGCAAGAAGGGUAAGGGUGGAAAGAAGCAGCAACCUGUUGCUGUUGUUCAAGACGAACAGGACAAUGACGAAGAUGAUCCGUACGUUGCAGCAACUGCCGCCGCUGCGUCCAAGAAGAAGGACAAGAAGAAGGACAAGAAAAGCAAGCAAGCGUUUGUGGAAGUCGACGAAGAUGUAGAAUCCGUGCCUGCCGUUGUGGAUGACGACGAGGAAGAGGACCCGUACCUUCAAGCGGCUGCCGCCGCCGCGUCCAAGAAAAAGGACAAGAAGAAGGACAAGAAGAAGCAAGCUGCCGUAGUCGUCGUCGACGAACAAGGCGAAGAAUGCGAUGAAGAGGAAGAUCCGUACCUUCAAGCUGCUGCCGCCGCCGCGUCCAAGAAAAAGGACAAGAAAAAGGAUAAGAAGGGAAAACAAGCAUUUGUCGAGGAAGAAGUGGACGAGGAAGACGAAGAAGACCCGUACGUCCAAGCGGCUGCCGCUACCGCAUCCAAGAAGAAGGACAAAAAGAAAGACAAGAAGGGAAAACAAGCGGCCGUAGUCGAAGAAGUCGAGGAGGAAGUGGACGUCGAAGAAGACCCUUACGUCCAAGCGGCUGCCGCAGCUUCGUCUAAGAAGAAGGACAAGAAGAAGAGCAAGAAAGGCAAACAAGAGGUUGUUGUGGAAAGCGAGGAAGAAGAGGAAGCAGACAUCGUUGUCGAGGACGUCGACGAAGUCGCUGCCGACGAAAUGCAGGACAUGGAAAGCGAGGUUGCGAACAUUGAAGAGUCGAAGAAGAAAGCUCCCAAAUCCGAAGCCGACAAGAAAAAGGACAAGAAGGCGAAGAAGAAGGCAGCGUUUGCGGCGGCUUUCUUAGAGUCCAUUGAAAAGGACGAGGAGGCGGCAGCGGCGGCCGAAGACAUUACCAAGGUAAAGAAGGAAAAGAAGGACCGAAGCAAGGACGGCAAGAAGCUCAGCAACAAAGAGCGUCGCAAGCUCAAGGAAGAAGCAGAAGCCGUAGAGCGCGACGCCGAAUACCAUCGCGCCGCCAACCCCAUGGACGGCAAACAAUUUUCCGUGUCUCAGCAAGCCUUCACGGAGGACGCCAACUGGGAAAACGCGACGGACAUCCACAUUGACAACUUCACCAUCAACGCCCACAACAAGUUGCUGUAUGACAAUGCGUCGCUGCACAUCAACCACGGCGGCAAGUACGGUCUGGUCGGGCCGAACGGACAGGGGAAGACGACAAUUCUCAAGAUGAUUGCGCUCGGCGAACUACGCAUCCCGCCGAAAAUUGACUGCCUGUACGUGGAGCAGGAAGUGGUGGCGGACGACACGCGAGCUGUGGACGCAGUCUUGAAGGCUGAUGCCGAGCGAUGGGCAUUGCUCCAAGAAGAAGCGUCUUUGCUGCAACAACUUGAAGAGAACCCGAACGACCAACUCGAUGAGCGCCUGAACGAAGUUUACGAGCAACUCGCUAGCAUGAACGCGUCUGCUGCCGAAGCCCGCGCGCGCCGCAUCUUGUUUGGGUUGGGGUUCGACUCGGAUAUGCAAGAAAAGGUGACAAAGGACUUUUCCGGUGGGUGGCGCAUGCGCAUCUCUCUUGCCAAGGCGUUGUACGUGGAGCCGACGUUGCUCAUGCUGGAUGAGCCGACGAACCACUUGGACUUGAACGCAGUCAUUUGGCUCGACGAUUACCUGCAAAAGUGGAAAAAGACGCUGUUGAUUGUGUCGCACGACGCCGACUUUUUAAACUCUGUCUGCGGAGAAAUCCUGCACUUGGAAAACAAAAAGCUGGUAUCAUACAAGGGCAACUACGACCAGUUCAAAGAGAUGGAGGUCCAGAAGCGCAAGCAAGCGGAAAAGGCAUGGGAGAAGCAGCAAAAGCAGCUUCGCGCCCUCAAGGCCAAGGGUGCGUCGUCAAACAAGGCGACCGACAUAAUCAAAAAGCAACGGGAGCCCGGUGCUCGCGCCGAGAAGAAGAAGGCCAAGUCGUCGGUCGAAUCGGCGCAAGACUCUGGCAAGACCAUGGAGCUGCUGGAGCGCCCGCGGGAGUACACGGUCAAGUUUAGCUUCAAAGAAAUCACGCAAUUGUCCCCACCGAUUCUCGAAGUCCGAGAGGUCAACUUCAAAUACGGCAACGGGCCAUAUUUGUUCAAGGAGGUGGACUUUGGGCUGGACACGAGCUCCCGAGUGUGCAUCGUUGGGCCGAACGGGGUCGGGAAGAGUACGCUGCUUAAGAUCAUCACGGGCGACUUGACAAUCGAAGAAGGUGAGGUUCGCCGCAACGGAAGGCUGCGCAUGGGUGUGUACAACCAGCAUUUCGUCGACAAGCUCCCGAUGGGUGAAACUCCUGUCGAGUACUUGCGUCGGCUGUUCCAGGACAUUACGUACCAAGACGCGCGCAACUUGCUGGGGAAGGUCGGGCUGGAAGGCCACGCCCACGAGAUCAAGAACCGACUGUUGUCGGGAGGGCAAAAGGCGCGUGUUGUGUUGGCCGAGUUGAUCCUCAUGAAUCCCCACAUGCUCGUGUUGGAUGAACCGACCAACAACUUGGACAUUGAGAGUAUCGAUGCGUUGUGCGACGCGUUGAACGCAUUUGACGGUGGCGUCGUCGUUGUGACGCACGACGCGCGGCUGAUUUCCGCCAUCAACUGCGUCCUGUGGGUGGUUGGCGACCAGGACUGCAUUGCGUACAACGGGACGUUCGAAGACUACAAGAACUCGAUUCUGGAGGACAUUAUGAAGAAGGCCGAGGACGAAGCGACCCGCAUCCAAGACAACGCAGCCAAGAAGGCAGAAAAGAGAGCUGAGAAACACAAAAAGUAGGUCAUCAUAUGCAGAGGCGAAUAUCUAGUUGAGAUCGAUUCCAUGGCCGACAAGUGCCACGUUGCCCUGGC
Messenger RNA from Aphanomyces invadans, 2999 nucleotides. RefSeq lists its product as hypothetical. Bases 28 to 2928 code for a protein of 966 amino acids. The record is from RefSeq and is a predicted model, not a curated record. Gene Ontology annotation, molecular function: ATP hydrolysis activity; ATP binding. The transcript has a single exon. Lineage: Eukaryota; Oomycota; Saprolegniomycetes; Saprolegniales; Verrucalvaceae.